Chaetomium globosum CBS 148.51 is the source of this 1494-nucleotide messenger RNA. RefSeq lists its product as uncharacterized. The coding region runs from base 1 to 1494 and encodes 497 amino acids. The transcript has 2 exons. The record is from RefSeq and is a predicted model, not a curated record. NCBI's taxonomy places the organism in Eukaryota, Fungi, Ascomycota, Sordariomycetes, Sordariales, Chaetomiaceae.
AUGCCUCAUCGUGUGAUAAACGACGUUCGACCCCAUCAAACUUGGGGUUCUCAUCGGGCCGGAUUGGCGGACGCGCUCGAAGGACUGAUUCUAUGGCUGCCUCAACUGAAUGACCUGCCAAGACACGAUGAGAUUGGUGAGGGGUGCUACGGCCAUCCCGUAGUGGUCCUCUCCCCACGAGCAUUGCCCUCAGACGAUGUCGUUGUCCUCAUUGAUGGCUUCCAGUUGCGGAAGAAGUCAUACGUCAACACGCGAGAACAACACACCCUGCCGUUGAGUUGUCUGCGACCUUACGACCGCAAGGGGAGCACGGCCCGGUACGUCUUGACCCGCGACUCCUACCGGAAUCUGGCCCGCCACGCCGGGUUUGUAUUCAAUGCGACAGAGUCGUUGUAUGAUUAUCAGACGGUCGGGGCCCACGACUACGACAUUUACAACUACGACGCCCACAAAUCUGGUUCCAACAAUUACUAUACCAGCGACUACAGCACCCACAACCACGAUACGGCCCCAGUCAUCCACCGGUUCCCCAAUUCCAACCCACCAACCCCGUCUCCUCCGCGAUCUGUCACCCACGACGCCACUCACGACAGAUUGUCCUACGAGAGCCACGGCUCCUACACAGCUUCACCAGCCAACCGACCCCGUCCACACCAUAUACAUCUCCCGUCUGUUUCUCUGUGUUAUAUCUACGACGACGCCACCCACACUUACAAGGUCUACGACUACGAUAACGACGAAUUAGAAGGCCGAGCCCUCCGUUGCGCUGCCAUACCCCUGUCCAAGACCGGCGUCGACAACGCCCAGGAUCACCACCACCACGACCCCCCGCCCUCUACACUGGCGCAUCAGCCGGCCGAUCCCCUCCCCCCGGCACACCACGCCCGCCCGCCGACAUACCAUACCCGCACGGGCAGCGGCAGCGGCGCCGGCGGCAGCGACAAUAGGGGGUCGGAGCCCGGCGAAUGGGAAGGGUGGUUCAUACAGCUGGCGCUGUACGUCGCGGUACUUUGUUUCGUGGGCUGGCUGGUGCGGUCGACAUGGCCGUACAGCGACCAAGCGCUGGAGAUUGUACUCGAGCUGUUGUGGACUGCGCUCUCGAUGCUGUGGAUCGUGCCCGAGCUCCUGAUGGUCGCUGCCAAAGGCGGAUGGUCGGUGGUGUGGAUGACACUCGGGCUCCUGGCGGAGGCUGUCAAGACUGGAUGCGUGGUAGUGUGGAUCUUGCUCUGGUUGCACAUGGAAGUUGCGAAGUUUGGGUUGUUGGGUGUCCUCUGGCUGCUGGCGGAGGCUGCCAGAGGCGGACUGUUAGUGGUGUGGAUCAUGCUCUGGCUGCACAUGGAGGUUACCAAAUUUGGGUUGUCAGGGGCAUGGAUUGUCGUCUGGCUGCUGGCACGGGCUGCUGAAAUUGGGUUGUCGGUGGUUGUCGGUGGUUUGGGGUGGGUUGGUUGGUGUUUGGGAUAUGGCGGCUCUAAUUAUUUGGUUGGCGGUCGGUGA